UAGAGCGAAGGUAGAUGUAUAAAUUUGGCACUAACUGGCAACACUGCUUCAACUACCACAGUUGAACGAACGUUAUUUCGGUGAAUAACAAUAGAAAACGUACUUUUUGGCGGCAUUCAGGUUCAAGUGAUCUUCAGAACGUGAGACUGCCGAUAGUUUAGUGCGGAUAAAAGUGCGGAUUCAUAGCGAAUUAAAAUCCAACGACAUGGAAAUUGUUCUGCCAUUAGCAAAGUUAAACCUGGAGACGGUGAACAUUUUUUUAGAACAACACAAACUAACCGAUAGCACGGUAAAACUCACCCGAUCACGCAGAUCUAACGUGUUUAGCACCGUUCCGGAACGAUCGUUUAAGAACAUCACAUUAGUAGAUAUAAAGCAGGAAAUUAAUCCCAUUCACCCGGCAACCUUAUACCAACCAACGUUGACGGCGGAAAUAAACGAGAGGGUACAACCAUUUAUGACACGGCUCGCCGCUAAGGCUCAGGACAAAAAACACGUCAUCGUGUUGCAGUUCACUGGCAAAGAACAAAAUGUGAGCUCAGCCUAUUGCACAAAUUGUAGUGCAGCGAAAGAGAGUUGCGGUGCACUACCGUGCCUAAUGUGCUGGAUUCAACAAGAACAACAGAAAACAUAUCCCGAUAAGGAGAAGAAGGAUGCUAAUAUUUCUCGUUUAGAAAACGCAGCAAAGAAGCGAAUGCUUAAGCGGGAAUGUUGUGUGUUGCUGGAACCUGUAGACGUUGGGAAAUACAAUGUGACACAAACCACCGUUAUUGCAAAGCCCGCGUUAAAGAAGAUUACGGUAGCGAGCGUUCCUUUCACUCCCAGUCAGCUGGAGCAGGCACGCAAGCUUUCAAUGGUGCAUUUGAUUCGGGAGUUUGACGGCAAUGAUGCCGAGAAGUUUCUUCAAUUUUGCACCGCUCGUAUGAAUGCACGGGUGUGCGAUACCAUCCCAUUGAUCACGCUUGGCCAAGCCGACACUGAGCUAUGGCACGAGCUGCGCAUCGGCCGCAUUACGGCAUCACGCAUCCGUGAAGCUUCCCGCUGCACAAUGAUGCGUGGAUCCUUGACGCAAAGUAUUAUGGGUCGGUCGUCUGGAUUUUCUUUCGCCAUGAAACGGGGCACCGAUCUCGAAGGGCACGUGCUGGCCGAAUUGCGCAAAGAAUAUCCCGCGUUGCGGAAUACGGGAUUGAUCCUGGAUCCGGGAUGUCCGUGGAUGGGUGCAUCUCCCGACGGUAUUAGCGAUGAGUUUGUGCUGGAAAUCAAGUGUCCGUACACGGAGAAGACGCACGCGUGCUAUAUAGAUGUGGAGAAACUGGCGCCAAAGUACUACUCCCAGAUACAGUUGCAAAUGCACAUAACGAAGCGGAAGAAGGCACUGCUUGCGGUGGCGGCACUAGAUUUCGAAAAGACGAAGCAAAUCACGAAAUUGUGGAUCAACUAUAAUAAGCCACUCGUCCAGGACCUAAUUGAAAGUGCUUUCAGUUAUUGGCGUAAUGCUAUAUUUAAGGAGUUGCUUCGUAAGCGCUCCGACAAAAAGUAAGACGUUUGUUAUGUCUUUCUAUUUUUUCUCAUUCUUACUAAAUACAUUAUCUAUUCACUGUUAAACUGCAGCUGAUCUCAGUACAAUAAUAAAGCAUCUAGCGUGAGCUGAAUAAAGCUGAGAUUGAAACGAAUGAAAAAUAAUUGUUUUUUUCCAGGAAUUGCGUGUGUAAAAGAAUUAUUUUUCUGUGCGAAAAUGUAUUAGAAAACUUAACUACAAGCGGAGCGAUUUAAUUCAAACUUUCGUACUACAAAAAGUUGAUGAAAAUUGCCUCUUUUAUUCAUGCAGUACGUCCUGUACAACACUUAGUUUGGUUAAGUCGGAAUAGGUAGUAAAAACCAGGAAUCGAUACCUUUCCCAAUUACAACCAUUCCAUAUUUCUUGUAAACGUAGCUACUGAACUCGGUUGCAUCCCUUGUAAAGUGUUUCCUUUCAUUGGAACUGUACGACUGACCUGAGAGAAGGUUAUUUUGUAUCCUUUUUUUCGUAUUCGAUCCUAGUAUCAUCUUAACUUUCAACAUUUCUCUACUCUGGACGGAUAAAGCCAGGUUAUCAACCCAUAUCUAGGAAAUUGGACUCAUGGCUUCACACCUCAAUCCAAUGAGGCAUCCGAUCUUCAGCAGGUUUCUGAUUUAAACAAAAAACUCCGUAUGUUAUCUGAAGUUACGAUCAUCCGAUCGGCUUAUCAUCGCAGUCAAACGAUACUUUGCUUUCCCAUCGAUAGUUCUACAGACAGAACAGCUUUGCUUUGGGAGACGAGAACUGAUGUCUCUCUCUCUUCUUGGCUUUUAACGACCUUACAGGUCACGCCGGCCAUUUCUGGCUUACUAGACUUAUUUUUACCACGUAGCCGGAUAGUCAGUCCUUGCUACGGGGGGACGGUCCGGAUGGGAUUUGAACCCGGUCCGGCCGUGUGGACUGGCGCCGUUUAUCACAUGCACCAUCGGGCCGCCC
Messenger RNA from Anopheles funestus (African malaria mosquito), 2494 nucleotides. RefSeq lists its product as uncharacterized. The coding region runs from base 206 to 1540 and encodes 444 amino acids. The transcript has 3 exons. The record is from RefSeq and is a predicted model, not a curated record. NCBI's taxonomy places the organism in Eukaryota, Metazoa, Arthropoda, Insecta, Diptera, Culicidae.